AUGCAUUUACAUAAAGAAGUACCCAAUGUUGUAAAACUUGCAUUGCACUUUCCAGAAAUGCAUCAGGUUGUUUAUGAUUUAAAUGAUGAAUUUAAUCUACAACUUUUACUUACUGUCAUCUGUGUUUCACAGUCAUUCAAGCAUCUGAGAACUGUUAAUAGUAUUGAAUGCCCAAUGUUCAAAAGCAUAUGCAUAGCUCUUGGCCUGCUAAAAGAUGAUGAUAAAUGGAGUCAAUGUUUAGAGGAAGUUUCUAUUAUUACAAUUGCUUACAAUUGA
Molecule: messenger RNA, 276 nt
Organism: Cetraspora pellucida
Lineage: Eukaryota; Fungi; Glomeromycota; Glomeromycetes; Diversisporales; Gigasporaceae
Source: the annotation of a GenBank genome assembly